Molecule: messenger RNA, 1803 nt
Organism: Sycon ciliatum
Lineage: Eukaryota; Metazoa; Porifera; Calcarea; Leucosolenida; Sycettidae
Product: jerky protein homolog-like
Exons: 1
Coding region: 1-1803 (600 amino acids)
Cellular component (GO): nucleus
Molecular function (GO): DNA binding
Source: RefSeq, a predicted model, not a curated record
AUGCCUUCUCAUAAGAAAACGAAAGAACAGCGAACAGUGGCUGAUCGACUGCGUUUGGUUCGUCUCUAUCGUGAGAGUGGAAAAACGUCCGCUCGAAAAUUUGCGAAGUUGAACAAUGUUCCGGAGGCGACGUUCCGCGGCUGGCUGAGGGAUGCUGAAGCUGGCAAACUCGCCGAUGCUAAUCCGUCUGGUCCACAGGGAGUCCGCAACAGAAGUUCCCAGUUCGGGAAAAUUGAGGAGCGGCUAGUGAAGUAUAUUUUGCUUCGAAGGGAGAAGUUUGUGACUGACAAACUUGGAUUGUCGUGGGUGAUCCUGAGGGAGAAAGCUCUCGACUUCGCUAAGCAAGAGCUUGGCGACGAUGCCGACUCCUUCACCGCUAGUCCUGGAUGGUGCCUCAAUGUGCUUCGGCGGAAUGGCCUUACCGGCGUCAAUCUUCAUGGAGAAGGAAUGGAGAUGGACGAGGACGUUGCAUCUGCUGCCAUGUCUUCGUUUCGGGAAGGCAUAAAGAAAACUAUGAGCGAGCGGAACAUCCCUCUAGAACGGGUCUUCAACGCUGAUCAAACAGGGCUGUUCCACCAGAAGCUACCGAACCGUAUCUAUUGCCAGCAGGAGGAGAAGAGGACCAUUCGUGGAGUCAAACAGAUGAAGGCCAAGGAGAGAAUCACUCUCAUGGUGUGCACCUCUGCUGUUGGGGAGAAAGUUCCACUUGCUGUUGUUGGAAAGUCCAAGCGUCCGCAGUGUUGGGAUCUCUGUGGGAACAACCCACCCAUGGCCUACACUAAUCAAGCCAACGCUUGGUUUGACAAGACAGUGACCAAGUGGUGGCUGCAGGAUGUGUUUUGUGCUUGGUACAAGCAGCGUUAUGGUGAGCUUCCUUGCAUUCUCAUCUUGGACAACUGUCCAGCUCAUGAAGGUGUGGGCAAGCUUUCACCUAAGUCCGUCAUCAUCACAUUCCUGCCUCCCAACCUGACCUCCCGCUUUCAGCCGAUGGACCAAGGGAUCAUCCAUUGCCUCAAGGUCGGAUACAAGACUGAUCUCCUGCGACGCCUGUUGAAUAUCUUCGACAAUGACAACACAGCAAAAGCAGCACUGGAGGCAGGCAAGAAACAGCGGCGUGGGUGCAAGGGAGUUGCACAUGGCCACAAGCCUCAUGUUCUCGAUGCCAUCACAAUAAUGAAGGACAUAUGGGAUGGGGAGAAGUAUGCUCGGCCACUCAGCAUCCUGCGGUGUUGGCGAAAAGCAAACUGCUUGCCAGCUGAUGCCCAGGAGUCACUGGAGGAGCGUGAUGGUCGCACAGCCAUGCAACCGCUUGAUCAAGAGUCGCUCACUGAUCUUUGCACCGCUAUGCAGAGCUUAUGUGAAGCUGUGUCGAAGAGCACCCAAGCCGGUCCUGGUGUUGAGGACAUUGUGGAGCUCGGUGCCAUCUCUGAAUCGCAAUGUCUGGAGGCAUCCAAGACAUGGGUAGCCAUUGAAGAUGACCCGCUUGUGAGAGACGUAGAAGUUGACGAAUUGAUCGAGCAUCUGGAGACAGCUACAACUGCAGAUGAGGAGUCAGAUGGUCAGUUGGAUGAUGAUGCGGAGUCUUCAGCAAUGGCUGCAGAGGAAGCGGCAGCAGCACCAGCAGCUAGAGAUUCUGAUGUCGAUGCAGCAAUGCUGUUGUUGCUCAAUUUCUGCACCACUCGCAACAACUCGGAACUGAGUCUUGCAGCACGACGGCUGGAUUACCUGAUCCGAAAUGACCGAGCUGCCAGCACGACGCUGGUUCAGCCAUCCAUUCAUGUGUUCUUCCCGACUGCAGAAUGA